AUGGGGCUGCAGGAAGUCUUCACCUCCACCUCACUGGAGCUGCAAGGGAUCCAUGCAGUGCGUUGGCUUUCGCGGGGCGACGCAGUGCUCAGGCUCGUCGCCGUCCUUCCGGCUCUCAUCGUGAUGUUGAAGGAGUGGGACGCGACGCUCUAUGCGCUGGUGAUGAGCUACAGGUUUCAUUUCCUCCUAUUUUUCAUUGCAAAUGUGCUUGAGCAGCUGAACAUACUCAACAGGGCCUUCCAGCACAAGGAGCUUGAUUAUGCCAGCGUGCAUGCGCAGAUCAAGCGUACAACAUCCCACAUCGAGAGCCGCUACGUCGACUGCGGAGACGACUUCAGUGGCGGUGUGAGCGAGCUGCUGUCCCCCUUCAUCGCGCGCCAUGGGCCUGGAGGAAACCGGGAGGUGAAGGUUGAAGGGAUUGAUUCGGACGGCUGA
This is a messenger RNA of Closterium sp. Naga37s-1, 435 nucleotides long. The record is from the annotation of a GenBank genome assembly. Lineage: Eukaryota; Viridiplantae; Streptophyta; Zygnematophyceae; Desmidiales; Closteriaceae.